GGUGAAGUGCCUACAAAGGAACGGGGAGUCCAGGUGGAGGCGCGAGGGGCAGAGCUGGGUGUGCCGCCCACUGGAAACCCCAUCUCGUUAACCUGCUGGCUGACUAGUCAGUUGGGUGGCUGUGCUGGUGUUUGCUGUCCCUGCCUGUCAGGCCAAAGGCAGACACAGAGUGGAGUGGAGGUGCAAGGACUGGGCCAUGCUGAGGACACGGCUGGCACUGCUGGCACUGGUGCUGGCUUCCUGCAGCGAGCCUGUGGUGGCCCUGCAAUGCUUCACCUGUCAUGAGCCCAGCAAACUGUCUAGCUGCGUCACUAUCACCUCCUGCAAGACCAAUGAAACCAUGUGCAAAACCACGAUCUACUCCCUGGAGACAGUGUAUCCCUUCCUGGGGGACGUCACGGUGACCAAGUCCUGCGCCAGCAAGUGCGUGCCCUCAGAUGUGGACGGCAUUGGCCUGACGCGGCCCGUGCUCUGCUGUAACACGGAGCUGUGCAAUUUGGACGGGGCGCCGGCCCUGGGCAGCCCCCAUGGCCUGGCCCUCACCCUUACACUCACCUCCCUCCUGAGCCUCCAGCUCUAGAGCCCACCCCCACCCCCACCCCAUGCAGCCCCUCCUGCCUUUGAAGAAGCUGGCCCACCUGCACCAGGCCUCCUGUCUCCUUCCCGGGCUCGGACCUGUCCACUGGGGUGGAGGGCUUCUACCUGCGUCUCUGGUGCUGUCAUCUUAGGCCUGUGUCCCCCUCAGCCCCUCCACCUCCCCGUCUACUUCUGCCCAGUCUCCCAUGCCCUCUGCAGCUGUCUCUCAUGUGUGUCACUGUCCCCACCUGCCUCCCUUGUCUUCCUGUGGUAAGCGAGGACAGUCACUGGGUCUGGGAUGACACCCACACAGACCAGGCAGCACUCUGCACUCUGGGCCCUCAGGGGCUGCGGAGGCCUGACUGGGGCGGGGCAGGAAUGGGACCCCAUGUGCAGAGGGAGCACCACACCUACCAGGGUAGGGUCACGGGUGGCUUCUCAGGGGAGGGGGCAUUAGGGCAGGGCCUUGAAUGGCAGAGAGAUUGGUUAGGUAGAGGGGGACGUGCCAGGCCACGCAGGCCAGUCCAGGCAGGCCAAGAGUGGCCCAGGAUCUGGGGUGGCACCAGGAAGCACCCCACUGCCCAUCCACCUGGCCCCUGAGCAAGGCCUUACCCUGUAGUCAUGCUGUGGUGAUGUGGUCCCCUUGUGACACGUGGCAGAGGGUGCUGACAGGCUGGCGGGGCAUCUGUGAGUGUCCACUACUUGCCUACUCCAGGCUCACCCCAGAAAGUCCACCCGGGCCCUGCUCUGAGUGUCCAGGGAAACCCAAGCUCCUGUGCAGAGAGGACCUUCACUCUACCUUGGACUUGGGCCAGCACCACUCUCCAGACCAUUUCCCCAGUCACCUGUCCAACAGGCCCCUCGUCCCCAGAGGGCUGCCUGGGCCUGUGUCUGGGUUGACUCGGUGCAUAUGUGCGCGUAUUUACACACGGUCCUACAUGGGACUCUAAACACGCAGUAAGGGACCCAGCCCUCCUACCCAGUGCUGGCCCCUCCCAGGGCUGCCUGAGGGAGGCGGGAAGCGGGGAGGGCAGGAGACAGGCCCCAGCCUGACCAGGGGUUACUUGGCAGAGGCCCUUUGUCCACUCUGAGACCUGCCCCUUCCUGCUCUGGCAGCUUCUCUAGGCCCCUGGGUGAGUCGGUCUUCUGGGUCCUGGGAGGGGCACUCAGCAUUUCCAGCCAAGCGGAGACAGGGCUGGGUAGCCUUCCUUCUAGCAUGGCAGGGGUCCCCUAACCCACAGCCCUGAGUCCAGAGAGCCCCUUAGCUGUCAGUUAUCACCCCUUCAUGGAUUUCCUGCUCCUGGAUGGAGAGAGGGAGCAGCCGGGACCUGAAGCAGGUCUCUCCCGGGGCGAGGGACUCACGGCCAGGCACCACUGAGUGGCACCCCAUGCCACUGCGCAGAGACUGGUGGCCUAGGAGGCCCCUUAUCCCUGGGACCCCAGGAACUCCACACCUCUGCUUCCUAUGGGCAAGGUCUGCAGUCUGAAGGGCUCUGUGGUCCUGAGCCAGCUCCCAAGAGGGGCAGGACCCUCACAGCCCAGUGACCUCCACCGCUGGCCCUUGAGUACACCCAUGUGUCCAGCACAGAUCGACUGCAUAGCACGGCCACCAUCCGCCCGGAGAGGGCAGACCAAGGGCAGGUGCUGUCUUGGACUGUCCUGUGAGGCUGACUCUGAGCUUUGACUCGGGCAAGGGGGUGAACAGUCCUCAGUCACCCAUCACGCUCCUCACCUGCAAUGUGGAGUCACUUGGCCUUCGCGCCUCAACAGACACACCCGACAGGGAAGGCUGUGGGCCCCCUCCCGGCCGCUGCUCCCACCUGGAGUGCCCUUCCUGCCAACCCUCGCCUUCUCUGCUCCUGACACUUUCCAGGCAGCCUCCCCUUACAGUACCCAGUGUUUCCCAUCCUUGCACCCAGACCAGCCUGUCUCAGCACGCCCAGCCGGUCACCACCACUCCACGUCUACCUCCACUGACCCCCACUUGCUAGGUUUCAUAGCCGCCCUCGGGCACACAAUCCUCUGCCUGGUCUACAGAUGAAAGCAAGUGUGUGUGUGUGUGUGGGCGGGGUGCAGGGUCAGUGGCUCGUGAGCACACCCAGUCACAGGGCACAGGCCUCCAAAGGGCCGCCUCUGCUGCCAUACCCACGCUGGCACACGCGGCCCUACUGAUUUAUAGUAACCAGUCUCCCUUUGCAAACCACCACCUCCUCGUGUUUCCUUGCAACCCUCCCGCAGUCCCGUACAACUUGCCUCAGCCCACAAGGCCAGGUCACUUCUGCUCUCAGGCUGCCCUGGGAGGUGGACGCAGCCUGGACAGCACUGGCUGCAAACCACUGACCUGCCAUGCAACCCUGGCCAGGCCACGUCGCCCCUCCCGCCCCUCUUCUCCAACACUGAACGCCUGUUGCAAACCCAACUGUUUCCAACUGUCCAUUCUUUCCCAGGCCUGAGCUGGGACCUCCCGGGCUGGUGGUCAGAGCACGGGCAUGGCCCAUACCCCCAUCACUUCACCUGCUUUAUGUUCUGCCCUCUUCAAGGGGCCUGCAGAAUGGCCCUUACACUUGAAACGCCCCCCCCCCCGGAGCCCGGAGGCCCAGACCCAGAGAGUCUGGGGUGUGACCUCCCAAGCAUUCCUGAGGAUCAUGGGACUUGACCCUGGGAACGAACUGGAAACUUGGGCCAGGCAUCCACAGACAGGUCGGCAAGGUUCAAGGGCUGGGGAUGAGGAGAGGGCCAGGAGCUGGAAGGGGGCUGAAGCAACCCAUGUUCUGUGGAAUGGGGACAAGUCCUGUCCUGCCAGCCUGGUCCCUAAGUUCACCAAAGCCCAAGCCUGAACUGCCCCCAUGCCAGAACACACCCCAGUGAGUGUCUGCUGCUUCCCUGGGGGCCAGGGCUUCAAAAUGAGGUCCUCCCCAGGCACACUCACAUUUAAGACCCUUUAAUCUUGGGCUUUCUUGAAAUAAAAGAGCAACGCUACAGCUUUCCCAUGGUGGCUUAAGGCAGGCGACUGUGUGUGGACAGGUGAGGAGUCGGUGUUGCUGUGCUCCUGGCUAGCUGGUGGUGGGCUUCCUGGA
Messenger RNA from Hipposideros armiger (great roundleaf bat), 3653 nucleotides. Its product is annotated as ly6/PLAUR domain-containing protein 2-like. Bases 197 to 580 code for a protein of 127 amino acids. Gene Ontology annotation, cellular component: plasma membrane. The transcript has 3 exons. NCBI's taxonomy places the organism in Eukaryota, Metazoa, Chordata, Mammalia, Chiroptera, Hipposideridae. The record is from RefSeq and is a predicted model, not a curated record.